Fonsecaea erecta is the source of this 2130-nucleotide messenger RNA. RefSeq lists its product as hypothetical. Lineage: Eukaryota; Fungi; Ascomycota; Eurotiomycetes; Chaetothyriales; Herpotrichiellaceae. The record is from RefSeq and is a predicted model, not a curated record. Gene Ontology annotation, cellular component: nucleus. Gene Ontology annotation, molecular function: zinc ion binding; RNA polymerase II cis-regulatory region sequence-specific DNA binding; DNA-binding transcription factor activity, RNA polymerase II-specific. The coding region runs from base 1 to 2130 and encodes 709 amino acids. Gene Ontology annotation, biological process: DNA-templated transcription; positive regulation of transcription from RNA polymerase II promoter by galactose. The transcript has 8 exons.
AUGGGAUGUGAGUGCUCGUACGAACAGGCCGGGACAACAACAAGCCUGACCGUGGGAAGAAGUUACUUGUCCCGGCUCGAACAAAGGCUGGAAGAGAUCGAAAGUACCAUGAAGGCACUGCAGCAGAACCAGUCGGCGACCCAGACCGACACUCCGUUUGCCAACGGCGCUCUCCCUUCUUUGGUACCGGACUCGACAGUGCCUCCGGAGCCAUCAACCCAAUAUCCGGCCAACGCCGAGCUGGGCGAAAUUGAUACCAGUGAAGACGCCAUCGACGGCAUGGGAGCCAUCCAGUUCACCGACGAAGAAGAUUGUGGUUACUUCGGCCCUUCGUCCAAUGUUGCUUUUCUCCGCCACAUCUCAUUGGCGCUCGCCAAGGCCAGCUGGCAGGGCGAGGCCGGGGCGAACAACUCUCCCACCACCGCGGCGGAGUGGAUGCGCGUCACCCGGCCGCACUACGUGCACGGGGAGAUCAACGAGAGCACCCUGAACCGCUCACGGAGAAGCGUCAACAUCUACGCGUUGCCGCCCGACGCGCACACCUGGCGGCUAAUCAAGGAGUACUUCCAGAAGACCGGGCAGCUGCUGCCGUUCAUCCACGAGGAGUCCUUCUGCGAGACGUACUUUCAGCUCAAGCGCACGAACUUCACCAUGGCGCGGCGGACGUGGCUCGGCUUGCUGAAUAUGAUUCUCGCCAUGGCCACCACCUUGACCGUGGACGGCUACACGUCCUCCGAAGAGAGGAUUGCUGAGUCCGACGUGUACUAUCAAAGAGCGAACGGGCUGUGCGAGAGGGAAUCACGGACGAACAUCAGUCUGGAACUCGUGCAAUAUCUGCUCAUUGUGGGCCAGUAUCUGCAAGGGACACAGAAGUCUGUCCGUGCCUGGACCGUCCACGGGUUAGCCGUCACGGCCGCAUUUCAACUAGGGCUUCAUUCACCGAGAACAAAUCGGGACUUUCCCCCGUUAGAGUGCGAGAUUCGAAAGCGCGUCUGGUUUGGCUGCGUUCUCCUGGACCGCACGCUGAGCAUGACCUAUGGCCGAGCUUGCAUGAUCCCCGGAAAGUACGUCAAGCUCGAACUGCCCACCGCCGACAUACAAGUCCUGGGCCAAACCCCCAGCGCAGAUACGGGGCAGUGGAUGGACGCCAUGUACUUUCGAGCGACAAUAGCCCUCUACAACGUCAUGUACCAAAUCAUCGACACCUGCUAUGGCCAAAACCUCGGCCUCGAAGAAUACCUCCCCGUGGCCGAGAUCAUCUCCCUCACGCUCAAGGGCGAGACCCAGCUAGACGAGUGGAAGAACCAGAUCCUCCCGUCGCUGAACCUACGCGUGUGCCACACGCCGCUGUGCGCGCAAGACCUGGACAAGCUGGAGGCCAAGGACAAAAUCACAGAGCGGUUCAACCUGGUGCUCUCGCUGCGCUUCCACAACCUGCACAUUCUGCUUCACCGUCCGAUUCUGGAGAGAUUCCUCGACGCAUACGGAGGAGCGGGGCGCAACGACAACAACGAUGCCGAGACGAACAUGAUGCACCAAGUCUGCAUCAGCAGCGUCGAAAACUGCUUCGACUCGGCCAUGAUCAUCAUCUCGAUUGUCCACACUGUGGUCCUCUCCAGCGGAUGGCGCCGGGAUCUUCUGGGAGCGUGGAACUAUUCCUUGUUUUACACAUUCAACGCCAGCCUCGUCAUCAUCGCGGCGCUGCUUGUGUCUCCGACCAAACCCGCCGGCGCUGAAGGCGGCAGUGGCGGUGGUAGUGAUGGCGGCGCUGUCCCCUCGCGGUGGAAGUUCGUCGAGAGCUCGGCCAUCUACCUCAACAUGGCCAUUGAAGCGUUGGAGAACCUUGACCGCGGCAACCGCGUGGUGCAGCGCAUCAUCGCCUACCUGUCGCAGCUGGCCUUUGCUGUCAUCACCGAAUCACCGGGCAAACUCGACCCAAAUUCUAUUCUCCCCGGAGUGAAUUAUUCGGACGCAUCCGCCCGGGCCGGCGGCGGCGGCGGUAAUCACCAAGACCUGUUCGCGACGCGGUCUUCGCAGCAGGCGGCGGUUGGGCAGAAAGAGCAGCCCUUGGAGAUCGACCUCAGCGAGUUCAUGCUGGACGCCGACGUGGACUGGUUCAUGCGGCAUUGA